UGUUCAGGUAUAAUGAAAUGCACCAGCAGGUGGCGGUAGUGUUCCAUUAUUUUAUCCAGGCGGAACUCUUUAGGCCCAGUUUCAGGUUUCUGACGAACAUUUUACGGAGCCGUGCCAGCACAGGAGCGAGAACAGAAGCUUUGGCAGGGUUCACCUUCCAGCUGCAGAACCAUGAAUGUGAACCAAGGGACGGUGGGCAGCGACCCGGUCAUCCUGGCCACGGCCGGAUACGACCACACGGUCCGGUUCUGGCAGGCCCACAGCGGGAUCUGCACCCGGACGGUCCAGCACCAGGACUCCCAGGUGAAUUCUCUGGAGGUCACACCUGACCGCAGCAUGAUAGCUGCUGCAGGCUAUCAGCACAUCCGCAUGUAUGACCUGAACUCUAACAAUCCGAACCCGGUCAUCAACUACGACGGCGUCAGCAAGAACAUCACGUCUGUGGGUUUCCAUGAGGACGGGCGCUGGAUGUACACGGGAGGAGAGGACUGCAUGGCUCGCAUCUGGGACCUCAGGUCCAGGAACCUGCAGUGCCAGAGGAUCUUCCAGGUCAACGCUCCCAUUAACUGUGUGUGUCUACAUCCCAACCAGGCUGAGCUGAUAGUCGGAGACCAGAGCGGCGUCAUUCACGUCUGGGACCUGAAAACGGAUCACAAUGAGCAGUUGAUUCCAGAACCUGAGGUUUCCGUCAACUCGGUCCACAUCGACCCAGAUGCCAGCUACAUGGCUGCAGUCAACAGCUCGGUCAGUCAGGCAGCACAGAGCACGAGCCGGCAGGGCCGUCACUGGGUUUUAAGGACGAUGGGGGUUUAGGCCCCCAGCGAGCGAGAACAAAAUGGCUCAAACUGCAACAAAACCGAAAGAUGCUUUCCAUUUUUAAAAUAGAAAACUCUCCUACUACAAAAUAUGACUGUAAACAGUUCAUAAAUAUAACAUAAAAUUAUUUCCUAGCAAACAUUGCUCAGAUAAUAAUAAUUCUCUGCAGCUAAAAUUAUUAGGUUCCUUUAGAAAAACUUCAGUGCAAACUUUCAUGCCUGUGUCAUCUUCUGAGUAGUUAGUCAUGUUUCAUACCAAGCCACUGACUAUUAUACGAGUAAUUAAAGGGGAGCUGACAAAUUUCAUUUAAUUUAAUUUCAGUUUAUUUGAUUGGGACAGACACACAUUGACAUCACGUCAUAAUGCUUAUAGCAAAAGCUAAUCCGUAGCACUUGUUUUAAACAGUACAUCUAAAAACUAGUAGAAAGUGAAAUAAUAAUCAUUU
Messenger RNA from Poecilia latipinna (sailfin molly), 1261 nucleotides. RefSeq names its product target of rapamycin complex subunit lst8. Gene Ontology annotation, molecular function: protein binding. The coding region runs from base 172 to 813 and encodes 213 amino acids. Gene Ontology annotation, biological process: TOR signaling; regulation of actin cytoskeleton organization. The transcript is spliced from 6 exons. NCBI's taxonomy places the organism in Eukaryota, Metazoa, Chordata, Actinopteri, Cyprinodontiformes, Poeciliidae. The record is from RefSeq and is a predicted model, not a curated record. Gene Ontology annotation, cellular component: TORC2 complex; TORC1 complex.